This is a messenger RNA of Vespa crabro (European hornet), 1015 nucleotides long. It is a transcript of the gene RpS2, whose product is annotated as 40S ribosomal protein S2. Gene Ontology annotation, molecular function: structural constituent of ribosome; RNA binding. Gene Ontology annotation, cellular component: cytosolic small ribosomal subunit; ribosome. The record is from RefSeq and is a predicted model, not a curated record. NCBI's taxonomy places the organism in Eukaryota, Metazoa, Arthropoda, Insecta, Hymenoptera, Vespidae. The transcript is spliced from 3 exons. Gene Ontology annotation, biological process: translation. Bases 137 to 982 code for a protein of 281 amino acids.
UCCUAUUGGUCUAUCAUAUUCGAGAGCUCGAUUAUGUCGAAACAUAAUAUAUAUCGAAUAAAAUCGAUUACUACAAUAUCGCAAAGAGAAGCAAUGGCCUUUCCUUCGUGAUCACAGUCAUAGAAAGGAACUAAUAAUGGCGGACACUGCUCCAGCCGCGCGUGGAGGUUUUCGUGGAGGUUUUGGUACUCGUGGUGCUGGCGGAGAUCGUGGAGGUCCCCGAGGAAGAGGUCGUGGCGGAAGAGCAAGAGGACGCGGCCGUGGUCGUGGCAAAGAAGAUAGUAAAGAAUGGAUACCUGUUACUAAAUUGGGCCGUUUAGUUAGAGAUGGAAAGAUACAGUCUUUAGAACAUAUUUACCUCUUUUCUUUACCUAUUAAAGAAUAUGAAAUUAUCGAUAAAUUUCUUGGGUCUGAUCUUAAAGAUGAAGUCUUAAAAAUCAUGCCGGUCCAAAAGCAAACUAGAGCAGGUCAACGCACCCGUUUUAAGGCCUUUGUAGCAAUUGGAGAUACCAAUGGUCAUAUUGGUUUAGGAGUGAAAUGUUCUAAAGAGGUGGCCACUGCUAUCCGUGGUGCUAUUAUCCUAGCUAAACUUUCUGUAGUACCUGUACGCAGAGGUUAUUGGGGAAAUAAAAUUGGUAAACCACAUACAGUACCUUGCAAAGUAACUGGUAAAUGUGGAUCUGUACAAGUGCGUUUGAUUCCUGCACCUAGAGGUACAGGAAUUGUAUCAGCACCUGUUCCUAAAAAACUCUUGCAAAUGGCUGGUAUUGAGGAUUGUUAUACAUCAGCCAGAGGAUCUACUUGCACCCUGGGUAAUUUUGCAAAAGCAACGUAUGCCGCUAUAGCUAAGACUUAUGCUUAUCUAACACCAGAUCUAUGGAAUGAACAGCCUUUACUUAAAGCACCAUAUCAAGAAUAUGCUGAUUAUUUGUCAAAAACUCAUAAAACUGUAGCAGGCCAGCGAGCUGCAGAAGUUGUUUAAAGAAUAAACUUGGACUCAAUGAGAACCCCCUAA